GUGGCUCAGGGGCAUCGGCGGCCGCGGGUCAGGCGCUAGCAGCGGGGCCUGCCUCCGAGCAAGCGCAGCCUCCGAGCCCACCGCAGCCCUCGCCUCAUAAUGUCCGCGCUGCUCCGCGGCUUCGAGCCCCCAACUCCCGAGGACUUGGGGCUGCGGAGUUUGACGGAGCUGCGGGAGAUGUUGAGGCGCCAGGAGAGACUCUUGAGCAACGAAAAAUUCAUUUGCAAAUUGCCCGACAAAGGUAAAAAGAUCUUAGCCUAUGUUGCCAAGCUCAAAGCUGCCAUUGCAGAACAUGAGAAGGUUAGAGGAAAAUGUAAGCUGUUUGAUCCUGCUAGUUUAAAUUCUGAGCUAAGACAAAAAGCACCUGAUGUUGAUGGGAACACAAAUCAGGCUUCUAAUUCUGACCGAAUACUUGAUGGGUCAUCACUUGUUCUUAACCAUCCCUCGAUAGAGAGCAGCGUAGCAUCGAAAACACCCACACAGCUCGGAGGUUUUGUACAGCCUGGUUCCAGAGGAGAUGAAGGGGUUACAGAGAUUGAGAACCCAGUGAGCAAACCCCCCACUUCUAGUGGCAGAGCCACUGUGCCUCCUUCUUCUGAAGCCAUUGAGCAUCUCCCUCAGCAGUGUGUUUCAAGUCAAAGAGAAGAUAAUUGCAGCAGUUCUUAUGACCUGUUAGUGGAUCGAUUACAAAGAAUUACAGUUUCAGAUGAGCAUUCCUCAGAAGAAACUACGAGUACUGCGAACUUAACAGGUCUUGGAAGUGGGACUCAGAAGAAGCCUCAUUUCAUGGAAGUUUUAGAAAUGCGAGCCCAAAACCCAGUGCCCUCACCCCAUAAAUUUAAAACUAACGUUUUGCCUUCACAGCAUACUGACUCCUCGAGUCAUGGUCAACGAAGAGGGUCUCCUAUUUCUUUGGAAGAAAGGCGGCGCAGAGACAAGCAGCAUCUUGAUGACAUCACAGCAGCUCGUCUUCUGCCACUUGAUCAUUUGCCUGCACAGCUGCUCUCCAUUGAAGAGUCUUUAGCACUGCAGAAACAGCAGAAACAGACCUAUGAGGAGAUGCAAGCUAAACUUGCAGCACAAAAAUUAGCUCAAAAACUGAAUAUUAAAAUGCAGAGCUAUAAUCCAGAAAGUGAUAUCUCAAGUAAAUACCAAGAAUUCAGGAAUGAAGACAACGGUCAGUCCUCUGAUGAUGAAUUCUAAAGAUGGCACCUGGAUCACAUCCUUAAUCUCUGCUUGAGGGCCUGGCCUGAUCUUAUAACAAGUAUCACAAUCAGUGUCAAACGUUGCAGCUACUCGAAGAGCACUGUAAAAAAAUAGCCUGGUUUUUCUCUCAGAAGAUAUCUUUCAUGUGUGUGGAAAGAUUGAAUAUUUAGUUUAAUUGCACUGUAUUAAAAGUUUUGCAGUAUGUUGUGUGUGUGGUUGUGAUAUUUUCAUAUAUAGCGACAGAGAACUUUUUGUAGCCAAAUAAAGCAGGUAACUGCAUUUAUUUUUUCAGUUUUUCAGUUUUCUAACAUAUUGUGUUGAUUGUAUACCUUUCAGUGAGAUACUUAGUUGUAGGCACCACCUAAAAUGAAUUAGGAAGUUAGAGAUUCCUCCUAUUUUGAAUAAUGAAGGGAAUUUAGGGAAUUGUAUGCAUGCUUGCAUGAAGUUUCAAACUGCAGUACCCAGGGAGCUAUUUAUUGAAUGUGCAUAACUGUGGAGUGCAACCUUCUGAUUAGAAAUAAAGAGCACGUUCAGUAGAUAGCUGGAGAAUGGAUUGUCUUUCUAGAUGAUCAGAUUUUCCCAGAUUCUUAAGAGCUAGAGGAAGUCUCAGAUGAAUAAAGCAGGUGAAAAUAA
This is a messenger RNA of Suncus etruscus (white-toothed pygmy shrew), 1839 nucleotides long. RefSeq names its product RNA polymerase II subunit M (gene POLR2M). The transcript is spliced from 4 exons. Gene Ontology annotation, molecular function: transcription elongation factor activity. Lineage: Eukaryota; Metazoa; Chordata; Mammalia; Eulipotyphla; Soricidae. Bases 100 to 1203 code for a protein of 367 amino acids. Gene Ontology annotation, biological process: maintenance of ER location; transcription elongation by RNA polymerase II; intracellular signal transduction. The record is from RefSeq and is a predicted model, not a curated record. Gene Ontology annotation, cellular component: RNA polymerase II, holoenzyme; nuclear envelope; nucleus.